Phytomonas sp. Hart1 is the source of this 279-nucleotide messenger RNA. Lineage: Eukaryota; Euglenozoa; Kinetoplastea; Trypanosomatida; Trypanosomatidae. The record is from the annotation of a GenBank genome assembly.
AUGCCGGGACGGGUCGUUUUUGUCGCUGCGGUAGCGAACAAAAAAGCCGAGAAAGGAGGGCUCGUCGGGCAUCGCCGUGGCAAGGCGAUUGAGCUCGCGCGCGAAGUACAGCUGGUCGCCGUGCUCCCAAACGUACGGGGCCUUCAGCGUGAGCGUGUUCAACUCCUCUUCCGAAAGCAUGGGGUUGAGAUCGAUUUAUGGGCUGCACGUAUUUAUGAAAUGGAACACAAAGUAAUAAGGAUCAAUUGUGUAAGAAGCCGAACACGUAACGCACCCUAG